Messenger RNA from Oncorhynchus keta (chum salmon), 3296 nucleotides. RefSeq names its product neurobeachin-like protein 2. Gene Ontology annotation, biological process: intracellular protein localization. The transcript is spliced from 6 exons. Gene Ontology annotation, cellular component: membrane; cytosol. NCBI's taxonomy places the organism in Eukaryota, Metazoa, Chordata, Actinopteri, Salmoniformes, Salmonidae. The record is from RefSeq and is a predicted model, not a curated record. Gene Ontology annotation, molecular function: protein kinase binding. The coding region runs from base 16 to 828 and encodes 270 amino acids.
UGUAGACCUGGUAACAUGUCUGAUAGUGAUGAGUGUCCUGUCUGUCCUGUCUGUCCUGUAGACGUGGUGACAUGUCUGGCUCUGGACCUCUGUGGUAUCUACCUCAUAUCUGGUUCCAGAGACACAUCCUGUAUCGUGUGGCAGGUUCUACAGCAGGGUGAGUUCUCCAGUGGUCUCUCUCCUCGUCCAGUGCAGGUCCUCUGUGGACAUGACCAGGAGGUCACCUGUGUGGCCAUCAGCACCGAGCUGGACAUGGCUGUCUCUGGGUCAAAGGAUGGUACUCUGAUAAUCCACAGUGUACGUCGUGGCCAGUUCCUCCGUACCCUGCGUCCUCCCGGUGAGAGCUGCCUGCCAGCCCGGGUCACUGAGUUGCAGGUGGGCAUGGAGGGGCACAUCGUGGUACAGACCGCCCUGGAGGGACGCACUGCUGGAAAGGAGAAGUACUCCCUCCAUGUUUACUCUGUGAAUGGCUGUCUGCUGUCGUCUGUCAGCCUGGAUGAAGAGGUGACGGCUCUCUACCUGGUCCCAGAGUACAUCAUUCUGGGGACCCAGCAGGGAAACCUACACAUCAGACACCUGUACAGUCUGGCGCUGGCGGUGUCUCCCCUGCCGUUGAAGGUGGCUGUGAGGAGUGUGUCGGUGACCAGAGAGAGUAGCCACAUCCUGGUGGGCCUGCAGGAUGGAAAGCUCAUCGUGGUGGGGGCUGGGAAACCAGAGGAGGUACGCUCGGGUCAGUUUUCCCGUCGUCUGUGGGGCUCAACACGCCGAAUCUCUCAGGUUUCCUCAGGAGAGACAGAAUACAACCCCACUGAGACUUCUGGGAAGUGAGGGUCGCCAUGAAAACAUACGGAAGGCAAUAUUAUCGUAGCCUGUCAGGCUCACCCGAGGCUUGGUUGAUGGCCGACACCCAAAUGGCAUCCUAUUCCUAUAUAGUGCCUAUUGGGUUCUGGUCAAGGACAGCAGUAUAUAGGGAACAGGGUGCCAUUUGGGACACAGACAUUUUUCUACCCACCAGCAGUGGAUUUGCUGGAUCAGAAUGAAGGGAGUAGAGACCCUGGAUGUUGGUGUCAGAAAGCCCACCCAGAACUUUACUGGACUGAUUGACUGCUAAACGGCCUCUCCAAACCUCUCUGGGUUCAAGCCUCUUUGGGUUCAAGCCUCUCUGGGUUCAAGCCUCUAUGGGUCCAAACCUCUAUGGGUUCAAACCUCUAUGGGUUCAAGCCUCUAUGGGUUCAAGCCUCUAUGGGUCCAAACCUCUAUGGGUUCAAGCCUCUAUGGGUUCAAGCCUCUAUGGGUUCAAGCCUCUAUGGGUCCAAACCUCUAUGGGUUCAAACCUCUAUGGGUUCAAGCCUCUAUGGGUCCAAACCUCUAUGGGUUCAAGCCUCUAUGGGUCCAAGCCUCUAUGGGUCCAAGCCUCUAUGGGUCCAAACCUCUAUGGGUCCAAACCUCUAUGGGUCCAAACCUCUAUGGGUCCAAACCUCUAUGGGUCCAAACCUCUAUGGGUUCAAGCCUCUAUGGGUUCAAGCACUCUGAGAGAGACACGAUAAACAAAGGCUUUUUUUUUCUACUAAAGGGAAAAUAAAAUAUUUUUUGAUUUAGGUGGUUUUAUACUCUAUUUUUAAAAAGGCAUCAUUCCAAAGAUGACUCGUGUUUUGUAGACAAGAAAGGAGACUCUGUUUUAUGUGACUCCCAACCCCUUUUACUGGGUUGUUCCGAGGCCAGUUGUGUGGCAAUGGCACCUUGUCUAAAACUCCUUGAAACUUGAAAACGAUAAAACGUUGCAAGAGAUUUCCAUGGUGAAGUACCAGUGUAGACCACUAGGGGGUGGGAUUUCUCUCUCUACAUGUGUGCAAUCCUGCUGAAAAUAAAAGGCAAUAACCCGGUUGGAGUGGUCCAGACGGUAUGUGCGGUUUGUAUUGUCACAUGAUGGAUGGUGAUGUUCACAACAAAUGAACCACUGUUGCCUUAAAUAGGAGAGAAGAGAUGUUGUAUGACUUGUACGGUAUAUAACAUCUGUAUGUGCAGCUCACAUAUUACUGCUUUAUAGAGGUCUGGUUUGAUUGGUUGUGUGUUCCUGAUGUGUUGCAUUAAUUGAUGACUCAUGUAGUUUGUCUGUGUCUUCAUCUUCACUCUUUACACAGAUACUAUUUUCCAGCAGAGACCUUACUGUCGCUGUUGUUGCUGUUUCAAACUAGUUGGAACUGAAAAGUGCCCGUCAUCUUUUCCUCCAGCACUGAUUGGCUGGAGAUGAGAUGAUCCCCCCUCCUUCUUUUUUUCGGUCUCUCAUCUGCCUGCCAUCUUUCCCUCCCUCCCUCCUGCUCUGUCCAUCACUUUUUCUUCUGUAGCAGGCCGGUGUUUCACAGUAGCUCCAGUCUUCGUAAGGACCUGCGUGUCCUCGGCAACCAAAUCUGCAUCACUUGUAACUAGCGGUCAUAUUGUUGGUAAACUGUUAGACAGACAGCUGUGAAAGGGUCCUCAUCCAUCAGGGACAUUUCACCUUUUAUACUGCUGAUAUCUUGUUCUUUUCUGAAGCACUGAGUUGAACCCUUUUGAACUAGAGAUGGCUUGUGUCCCAAAUGGCACCCUUUCCCCUAUUAUAGUGCACUACUUUUUGCUCAGGGCUCCGGUCCAAAGCACUGCACUAUAUAGGGAAUAGGGUGCGAUUUGAGAGGCAGUCGUGGUGUCUGUAGAACACAUGGGUGGAAAGAUAGGCUUGGGCUCCCAACGAGCCAGUAGAGGAAUGUACUUCCUGUGAAAACCCCCUUUUUCCUGCGGUUGGGUUGGAGAGAGACUGUUGUUGUGCACUGUCAUGUUGGGAUGGAAGAGACGCAAAGGGAGCGUUCCAAAUAGCGCCAUGUGUAGUGCACUACUUUUGACCAGGGCCCCAUAUAUGGUGGCAUUUGGGACUCAGUCACAAAGACAAAAAGGGAACUGUUGGGGAAAUGCAAUGGCAACAAAAUCGUGUCCACCAGCUACCGUCUCCAGUCUCUACUAACAGGCUGCAAUCUGGGAUUGGAUGGAGAGUGACUUUUAGAGACAAAGAGAGAAUAUUGCUGUAAUCUUUUCCACCAUUCCGACUCUCUCAGUAGCACUUGAGUCUGGGAACGAGGUUAAUAUGACUGUAACUUUGAUGGUUGUUUUACUGCGUGUCGCUAUACUAUGUGUGUUUAAAAGGUCAAGGGUCACAAUAUAUGGUAAUGCAUUAUUACAUGUCUGUGUUAAUGAUCUGGCUGUGAUGUUGACAGAAUGUCUGGGUUUUAUUGAAAAAGGUGGGUCUGAAAUGCCUGCAGAAAUUA